Molecule: messenger RNA, 345 nt
Organism: Sphenostylis stenocarpa
Lineage: Eukaryota; Viridiplantae; Streptophyta; Magnoliopsida; Fabales; Fabaceae
Source: the annotation of a GenBank genome assembly
AUGAUGCCACUUUUACGCAUUUCUGGAUACUUCGCUAUCUUUCUCCAACACUCCCUUCACUUUGUGGGGCCCACUCUCUCAACUAUAUCUGUUUGGAAGCACUUUUUCACGGGUCAGCGUUCAUUGUACGCCCCACGCACACGCGUCUCUCUUUUUCUUAUCCCGAAUAAGAAUACGAUCCUCCUAUCCUCCCACCCAAACGCACCUCUUCCUCUUCAACUACAUCGCACACCCCUUAAUCGCCCUCCACGUGUACGCAUCAGAACUCUCAGCCGUCCAAAAACUAGUGGCUCUCACAUACUACUUGCACCGCCUCUCCCCACGCACUGCUAUAUAUAUGCGUAA